AUGAAGUUUGGCAAGUAUAUUCAGUCACAUCAAGUGCCAGGAUGGUCGCCAUAUUACCUCGAUUACAAGUUCUUGAAGAAGAUUAUUUCGUCUCUAGAGGCUCAUAGGCCAGCGUCGGAGGCUGCCGCUCUUGCUCUCGGACUGCGGCCUGUAGACAUCUUGAACCAGUCUCAAGCGUCUCUUACCUGCCAAUCAGUACCGGUAAACCCGAGCUAUGAGACAGGCGAACCACCCAUAUUUUCUGCUUCUGGUCAGGAUGAAGACAGAGGACCAGAAUUUCAAGCUCAUAAGGCCGCUUUCUUUUUCAAAGUUGAACGAGAACUAGAAAAGAUAAAUACCUUCUAUCUCCAAAAAGAAGCAGAACUAAAGUUGCGACUUGAAACACUCUUGUCGAAACGAAGAGCUGCUGCGAUGAGGGGUUUGCCUGAUACUAUGGAAGACACAACAAAAACGCACGUCGAAUGGAGCGCGGUGGAGGAGGGUUUCAGGCUCUUGGAACGCGAUCUCGGGAAACUGCAGCAAUUUGUCGAAGUUAACGCCACCGGUUUUCGGAAAAUACUGAAGAAAUUCGACAAGCGUUCAAAGUCCACCACAAAAGAGUUAUAUUUGACGCGUCAAGUUGAUGUUCAGCCAGUUUUCAACCGUCAGUUGAUUUCUGAGCUGGCAGACACAGUCGCAAGCUGCCUACUCAAUCUCACAGAUCUAUCUUCAGGUCUAAAAUUCGAAGGACCGGCCGCGAAUGACGUGAUAACGAAUCAGUUGAUCGCUGAGCGGUUGGCUUAUGCUGGUCCGUUUCAUGAUCUGGAGGAGAAUUUACGCAAAGCCGUCGCCAGCGGUGACAAAGGGGCAGUUACAGAGUGCAUACGUUAUUCAGAGCUCAAUGCCAACGAACUGGAAGGCCAAAGAAACAUGACGCGGAUUCUAUGGAGUGUUCUCGAAGCACCUCCCGACCUCUCCGAUCUCAUUCUGUCUUCACUAUCGUCACCGUUCGACUUCCAUUUCACGGAUGAUAUCAACGGACGAACCUGUCUCCACGAAGCGGCAAUUUCCGGUGCGCUUCGGUUGAUUGAACUCUGCAUCGAGAAAGGUGUGCAGGUCGACAAGGUUGAUGCUUAUGGGAGGACUGCCCUUCACUACGCAGCCAUGAAGGGCCAUCCUGAGAUCUGUCGACGCUUGUUAGAGACUAAUAUGUCUCUCAAUGUACUCGAUAUCGACAACUACAACCCCUUGGUGUACGCUACGCUGCGAGGCUCGGUAGAAUGUGUUAGGGUUAUACUGGAACAUGGAGAAGUUCUACCUCAGCCUACGACUCCUGGAGGAGAUGUGAUACCUCUUUCUAUUGCAAGCUUGUCCGGUCAUGUCGAAGUGGUUCUACUUCUGCUGGAGAGGGGGGCACAGUGCAUCGCAAACAGUAAUGGGGAGUAUCCCAUGCAUUUAGCAGCGCGGACUGGACAUGUACGCGUCUGCGAAGUGCUGCUCCACCAUGAAGGAUGGGAUAUUCCCGACAAGUACCAUGAGUGGACUCCAUUGUUCCAUGCAUCCCGCUAUGGGCAAGACGAUUGCGUUCGGGUGUUGCUCGACGCUGGCGCACGUGCGGGAAUAACGGACGAGUUGGGUCAUUUGGCUGUCCAUUACGCGGCAUGGUAUGGUCAUCACAAAUGUGUCGAAUACCUUCUGAAUGCUGCACCCUUGGUAAUAUCGGGUCGGGAUAUUGGACCCAUCACGUCACCUAUGUCAGACCAGCUCAUGGUGUCCGAGUCUGACAUCGACCUUAUCCCCUCUUUGUCAUUACCACCUCCAAUUAUGCCUCAUCGAGUAUAUGGCCAUAACUAUCUGGACCGCAGUCAUUUGAUCCAAGUCGCGAUUGCUUCCUCAAAUUCAAGAAAAGAAUUUCCUCCAGUACGACUACAACAUCGCCUCAUGAGUCCCGAUUUCAAGUAUGAAACAUUCCCAACGACCGCUCCCUUAAAAUUGGUCAUGACGACAAGUGCUGAGGUCAAUACCGUUCCAUAUACCGUAUCUUUACCACCAAAAGGCGAGGAAGGGGUCUUUACUUUCCAGGUAUCAUCGCUCGAAUCCUUGACACUGGAGUUCUCUGUUUAUCCCAAUUUUGGUACUAAAACUAUUGGACGAGCCAUCGCACUUCCAUCCCUGUUUUCAGGCAUGGAGAAUAAUCAAGCUUUCACUUUACCUAUACUGGACCAUAGGUUACACAUAUUAGGAGAGGUCACAUUCGAAAUGAGUAUCGUAACAUCCUUCGACGGUGUCACACUCGAGGUCGGAGGUGGCGUUGAGACGUACUGGAAGUCUACGGCGCUGUCCGCUAUCCCUCAGUCCCUUACGCUAUGGCCUCACCGUUCUAGUUUUAUCACAUCUGCCCAGGCCUCCCCAUCCAAUCCGUCGCUUUCCACUUCUGGUGGACAGGUGUCUACCGUUUCCUCCUUGCGGGGAAACUUCAUAUCUCUCGUCGUGCAAGUGACUCGAGAUUUCCAUCCUGUGGUGUAUUCCGACUGGGUAUUGCCCCUUGAACCCUUUGAUAUUGGAGUCUGCGAUGUUACAUUAUCUCAAUUCGAGGUGCUGGCACAACAGACGGGUCGUGGUGUAGAUCAGAGUAUGUUACCUGCUGGCGGUGACUGGUCUAGUCUCAUCGCUUUUGCCAUGGUCUCCCUGGAGCAACUGUUAAAGAUCCUUCCGGCAUCGGUUGGGGUGUGCCUCGAGGUAGUCCACCCAACUCGGUCAGUCAUGCAAGGGGUUUCCUUUUCUCGGCGGUUGGAUCUCAAUCGAGUAGUGGACUGCAUUCUGAAAACUAUAUACCAAACGUCAGUUUCACUGAAUGGCCCUCCUCCGGUUCGUCGGAGGAUCGUCUUUACGUCAUUCUCACCCGAUGUAUGUGCAGCGAUUAAUUGGAAACAACCCAACUAUCCCGUUUUUUUGAUCUCACAUUGCGGGAAGACGAGCGAUAGUUCCUCCAAACAGAUAGCGUUUGACGGGGGUGAUCCUUCAGACCGGCGAUUGGCUAGCCUAGGUGCAGCAGUCGAGUUCUCCCGGAUGAAUAACCUAUUGGGCGUAUUUGUUGACGCGAACCUCUUGCUCCAAGUCCCGUCCACGAUACACGGCAUUCGAAAUGCGGGGCUACUUGUCGGUGUUCAUGGGACUUCAGAAAAGACAAUAACGCUCACCACUGCGUCCGGGAUGGAAGGCUGUCCCGUUGACGCGUAUUUGAGCGACAGAACAGUUAUUUUUGUUGAUCCUUCUGCAUCGUGA
Messenger RNA from Marasmius oreades (fairy-ring Marasmius), 3264 nucleotides. RefSeq lists its product as uncharacterized. Gene Ontology annotation, molecular function: phosphoric diester hydrolase activity; protein binding. Bases 1 to 3264 code for a protein of 1087 amino acids. Lineage: Eukaryota; Fungi; Basidiomycota; Agaricomycetes; Agaricales; Marasmiaceae. The record is from RefSeq and is a predicted model, not a curated record. Gene Ontology annotation, biological process: lipid metabolic process. The transcript has 9 exons.